AAUUCAAUUCAUGAGGACUAUCAUACUUAUAGCUACUUCGCAAUACUUUUAUUUGCAUCUGGUGAAGUGUAUUAUGCUCUUGAUACAAUCUCUAUCGAGUUGUAUAGUUGGUUAGGAAUGGAUUCAGUUGUUCCAAUUUUUCUAGCAGGCUCGAAGGCAGCGUUUGGACUUGAAUUUA
Messenger RNA from Racocetra persica, 178 nucleotides. The record is from the annotation of a GenBank genome assembly. NCBI's taxonomy places the organism in Eukaryota, Fungi, Glomeromycota, Glomeromycetes, Diversisporales, Gigasporaceae.